AUUUCAGUCCCAAGCUCCUGCCUUCACUCCCCAAUCUGUGGUGUUCAUCUCUCCGUCUCCCUGCAGGCAGCCAGCAGCUGAGCCCCUGGAGCCGAUAGACCCCACCUGAGAUGUCUUCUUUUGCUUGCCGGAGCCUGCGUAUAACCCUUCUUGCCCUGCUCUGCUGCUCAGGGUCUGGUGAGAAGGCGUUCGAGGUCCACGUAUCAUCCGAGAAGCAGAUAGUAGAAGCCACAGGCUCUUUGAAAGUCAAUUGCAGCACUAGCUGUGAGAAUCCGCAAGUGGGUGGUCUGGAGACCACCUUGAGUAAGGAAGUGUUGGAGGAGCACCCUCGAGGGAAAUGGAAACAGUUCUUAGUCUUAAAUAUCUCCCAAGACAUGAGCCUCCUGUGCCACUUCACCUGUGAGGAGAAACAGCAUUCAGAGCAUCUCAACGUCAGAGUAUACAAGCCUCCGGCUAAGGUCACCCUGAAGCUGCAGCCCUCGCAGGUGUUUGUGGGAGAAGCCUUCACCACUGAGUGUAUGGUAGAAGCGGUGAAGCCCCUUGAGAGCCUCACCCUCAGCCUGCUCCAUGAAGGAGAGACCCUGCAGAACCAGACCUUUGAGGGAGCUGAAAGUAACGCCAUAGCCAUAUUCAACUGGACAGCUCUAACAAAGGAUAGCCUCAACUUAUCCUGCCAGGCUGUGCUGGACCUGCGGCCCCAUGGUGGGCACAUCAUCCGCUCCACCUCAGAGUCACAGAUCCUCAUAGUCAUCGAGCAUCGCCCGAUAAUCAUCAUAAUCAUAGUGGUGUCAAUACUGCUGGUCUUAUUUGUGACAUCGGUCCUGCUCUGCUUUAUCCUCGGCCAGCACUGGCACAGGAAGCGGACGGGCACCUACGGGGUGCUGGCUGCCUGGAUGAGGCUGCCCCGAGCCUUGCGGCAACGUCCUGGGUGAGCCAAUGUUCCCAGGCCUCUGGUGGCUGCUGGAAUUCAACAUGGCGCCUUCAGGGUGUGGUCCAGCACUGGCUGAAGGACUCUGGCCGUGGCACAAGACACUGGGGACAUUUCCUUUCUUCUUAACCUCAAUACAAAUACCUGGAUUUCACCCUGUGCUCUCCGUGUCUGCUCCUGGGGUAACAGCAGCACCUGUGGCAAGGAUGGUACUAACUGUGAUCUGCUCACCCCGUUGUCUCCUCCGCCCUUCCCAUCUCCCUGCUCUUUCCUCUGCAGCCCAGACCCCAGAUGUCUACCCACACCAUUAGCAACUGAUUUCCUACUGAGGUCCUGUGAGGGGGAGGCAUUUCUGUAUGCACAUGGCCCUGGAGACCUCAGGCUGUUCCUGGUUGAAACAGGACUCGGCCCUGGCUCUCCUUUCUGCCAACAGAAUCCAGGGAAAGGAGGCCCAAGGAAGCCGAGUCCACCACUGGGGCCUCCUGAGCCGGCCUUCUUCCCCAACCAUGCUGCCUUCCAGGGGCUUUCAGGCAUUUGGAGACAGGAGCCAUCCUCUUCUCUCAUGCCCUAUUUCAGGCCCAAGGGGGACUCCACAGAGGGGAGAGAGGGACAAAGACCAGCUGGGGCUCUGGUAUCAGGGAAGGCUCUGGUCCAGACAGGGAACAGGAUCAAUCAGGUUUACGUGGCUUCUGGGUCAGGGAGGAGUUUUACGGAGAUUUCUCUCCAGAACAGGCAGCUUGAGACAGCAGUGGAGCAGAGAGCCUGCUGCCCCAGGGUAGACAGCUUGACUGGGACCGGGUGGGUAGGAAGGGCUUCAGCAUGGAUGCAGAGUCCAGCAUGCUGGCAGCCCCGUGCUGAAGCGGGUGAGGCC
Messenger RNA from Microtus ochrogaster (prairie vole), 1799 nucleotides. RefSeq names its product intercellular adhesion molecule 2 (gene Icam2). Gene Ontology annotation, cellular component: plasma membrane. Gene Ontology annotation, molecular function: integrin binding. Gene Ontology annotation, biological process: cell-cell adhesion. Lineage: Eukaryota; Metazoa; Chordata; Mammalia; Rodentia; Cricetidae. The record is from RefSeq and is a predicted model, not a curated record.